Messenger RNA from Ctenopharyngodon idella (grass carp), 9301 nucleotides. It is a transcript of the gene col27a1a, whose product is annotated as collagen, type XXVII, alpha 1a. The coding region runs from base 398 to 5785 and encodes 1795 amino acids. NCBI's taxonomy places the organism in Eukaryota, Metazoa, Chordata, Actinopteri, Cypriniformes, Xenocyprididae. The record is from RefSeq and is a predicted model, not a curated record. The transcript is spliced from 61 exons. Gene Ontology annotation, molecular function: extracellular matrix structural constituent.
GGCGUUAUGUACGGCUGCCCUGUAACCCGACACCCGGCGCUCGCCACAGCUGCUCUCCAAACUGCUAUUUAAAAAAGGAAAAAGGAUGAAACUUCCACUCCUGACUCCUCAAACCCCCCAAGCACCAAACAUCCAGUAGCCGCUGUAGCUGUUGCCAACCCGGCAUAAAUGCCUACAGCACCCGGGCAGGACCGGACAGAAUCGCCCGCGGAUUAUUCCCGUCGCUCCACGGGAGGGAUUUAUGGUGGUGUCGCGCGCAGCAGACCGGUGGGAGAUCGUGCUCAUUCCGCACAACGGUUUAUCCGAUGCAUGAGACGACGGCUCGCGCUCUCGGGCAGCGACGCAGUCACGCAGAUUAACGGAUCAGGAUUUUGACUGCCGGGACAAAUGAAUACAAAUGAAUUUAGCGACCCGAAGGAGAGUCCGCAGAACCUCUCGUCUGGUGGCAAAGAGAGCUCUUCUUCUGUGUAUUCUACUUUAUUGUACUUCUUUUGGAUUCACCCAAGUACUCUUUGAAGAUGUGGAUGUGUUGCAGCGGUUGGCUCUGCGUGCUGAGCUCGGUUCUCGCGCCGUUCCCGCUGGCGUCAUCUCCCUCCACUCUGGAGUCAUUCUCACGACACGGGCACGAGUUACCACUGCGACACGCUCUGUGUUCCCACCAGAACUCUUCUGGAACUGCACUAUUAUCCUGAGCGUCCGAUCUCACCGCAUAAACUCAGCAUUUCUCUUCUCCAUCCUAUCUGGGAGUCGGAUUCAGCUCGGGCUGGAAAUUUCGCCCGGCAAGCUAACGCUUCACGCCGGCCCUGGGAAUGCCGCGGUCUUCCCGUACAACCUCCAUGACGGACGCUGGCAUCAUCUAGCCUUCCUUCUAAACGGGCAAUCAGUGACCCUACACUCUCCCUGCUCAGAGAGCAAUGGCGGAGUUACACAGAAACUCCCCAUACUUCCCGAACGUCUGAACCCUCGUGGAACAUUCCGCUUGGGCGGCAGCAGCGCUUUGCUUCCGGGUGCGGUACCCUUUGAGGGGGCGGUUUGUCAGUUUGACGUAGUUCCCUCGGCACAAGCCCAGCAGAAUUAUUGCAGCGCCAUCCGUAGGCAGUGCAGAGAAAAUGACACCUACAGGCCAGCGCCUCCUGCUCUACUUCCCCUCCCAUCCCGACACGCCCCACCACUAUUGGCCCACACAUUACCACCUAAUCGCACUUUCACUUUCACUCCCACUAAUUUCCUUUGGACAUCCAUAAAUGGUGCAGUAGGUUCUUCUGCUGCAAGAAUGAACGAUGGUGUACGACCUAAGCCUUCCUCUACCACACCUCCACCCCUUUCCUUGAUGCAAACAGGACUUGAACCUCCUUUAUCUUGGGGAUAUUUAAAUUCUGUCACCCCCAAACCUACUCUCAGGACACCCAAGCCGACUGCCUCAAAACCUGCGGUCUGGCUUACCCCCACCAAACCAGCUGGAUCCAAACCCACUCCAGGAAAAUCAUCUCCAAAAUUUAGCGCAACAAAGUCUUCGGAACCAAAGCCCACGAUUGCUCGACCAACCUCUUCCAAACUUGGAAGUUCAAAAACAAUUGGACCCAAAACUACGCCACCGAAAGCUUCCAAACCAACAGCUGUAAAACCCACGGCAAAGAAGCCAACACUUGCACCAAAGCCCAUCAAGAUCAACCCUACAAAGAAUACUUCUACUGGAGCUCAACCUAUCAGUCCUAACAAGAAACAAAAUACCAAUCUAAAACCGUUGUUAGACCCGAAACCGGCCACCCCCAAAAGACCCUCGCCAACCAACAAAAAGCCACUCCAGCCCAAAUCCGAACCAUACACCACACCACCAUCCCCAAAAUCCACCUUUGCCCCAAACCCCACACCCAAAAAGAACCUUCCAACACCCAAAUCCACUCUGUUCACCACCGCUGCACCAAAGAAACCACCAAAAACUCUUGAAACCCCCAAAGUCAAUCCUGACAAACCUAAAAUGCAUUACGUCACACCACGCACUCCAAGGUUUGCCGUCCAAACUGUGACCCUCCCAGAUUUCUACGAUUUCCAGAGCUUCGAGGUGGAGCCAACACACUUUUCACUUCUGGUUGGACCUCCAGGACAAAAAGGAGAUCCCGGGAAAAUGGGAAUUCCAGGACCUCCAGGGAAACCAGGGCAGCCCGGGACGAGAGGACCUCGGGGACCCCCAGGACCACACGGCAAGCCAGGUCGACCUGGGCCUCCAGGGUUGAAGGGGAAGAAAGGAGACCCUGGACUCUCUCCUGGAAAAGCACCUAAAGGAGAUAAAGGGGACAUUGGUCUGUCCGGUCCUGUUGGUUUAAUCGGGGUGGAAGGCCGCAAGGGACAAAAAGGCCACCCAGGACCACCAGGCCUUCCCGGGGAACCAGGGGAACAAGGCCCUGAUGGAGAAGCUGGAGCCAAAGGCUAUCCUGGCAGGCAGGGUUUACCUGGUCCAGUAGGGCCUGUUGGGCCGAAAGGUGCUCGGGGUUUCAUUGGAAUCCCGGGACUUUUUGGUUUACCUGGAGCUGAUGGUGAAAGAGGUAGUCCUGGUCCACCAGGGAAGAGGGGCAAGAUGGGUAGGCCGGGUUUUCCUGGUGAUUUUGGAGAAAGAGGGCCACCAGGACUGGAUGGGGAACCAGGUGUAAUAGGAGCUCCUGGUCCUCCUGGUGUCCUUGGAUUGAUUGGUGAUAUGGGCCCUGUCGGCAUAAUCGGUUUACCAGGACCAAAUGGACUGAAAGGUGUCCCAGGGAACGUGGGCGAGCCUGGACUGAAAGGUGAUAAGGGUGAUGUUGGGCUUCCUGGAGAGCAAGGGGAGAUUGGGUUUCAAGGAGACAAGGGUGUGCAGGGUUUGCCGGGAUUACCAGGACUUCGUGGAAAACCAGGACCACAGGGCAAGACAGGAGAGAGAGGGCCCAGUGGAUUACCAGGUCCACCAGGACCAGAGGGUUUCCCUGGUGACAUCGGAAAACCUGGACAAAAUGGACCCGAGGGACCAAAGGGUAAGCCUGGAGCCAGAGGUUUACCAGGACCUCGUGGAGCGGCUGGACGAGAGGGUGAUGAGGGUCCUGUAGGACCACCGGGGCCAGUAGGACUCGAGGGUCAGAUGGGCAGUAAGGGUUUCCCUGGGGCUAUUGGACCUGAAGGGGUCAAAGGCGAGCAGGGUGUCACAGGGAAGGCUGGACCCAUGGGUGAGAGGGGUCUUGUUGGCUUCAUCGGUCCUGCAGGGGAGGCUGGACUAGCUGGAGAGAAGGGUGAUCGUGGAGAGAUGGGUUUGCCCGGACCUUCAGGAGAGAAAGGAUCUACGGGGCACCCAGGAACCCCUGGAGAGAGCGGCCCAACAGGACCACCAGGCAGUCCAGGUCCACCAGGAUCACGAGGACCAAUCGGCAUGAGAGGACCUAAAGGAAGACGGGGUCCUAGAGGUCCAGAUGGUAUGCCAGGUGAGCUCGGCACUGAAGGCAAAAAGGGUCCUGAUGGUCCUCCUGGAAAAAUUGGCUUCCCAGGACACGCGGGGAAGAUCGGGGAGUCUGGGGAGGCGGGGCCAAAGGGAUUUUUGGGGAUUCAAGGGCCAUCUGGGGCUACAGGAGACAAAGGAAUUGCAGGGGAGCCAGGACCUCCAGGGCCCCCAGGAACACUUGGACCUCCCGGAAAUCCAGGGCCAAAGGGCCCUGCCGGAAAAGUUGGCGAUCCCGGACUUCCAGGAGAACCUGGGGAAAAGGGGUCACUCGGGCCUGUGGGGAACGCUGGGGCAGCUGGACUUAUCGGAACAAGGGGAGAACCAGGUUUAGAAGGAGAGGCUGGUCCAGCCGGCCCUGAUGGCGUGAAGGGUGAAAAAGGUGACAUGGGCGGAGAGGGCGAGCAGGGUGUAAGAGGUGACCCUGGAAUCAAGGGGAAAGAAGGGCCACCGGGCGACCCUGGGCUUACUGGCGUCAGAGGUCCUGAAGGAAAACCUGGUAAAAAUGGCGAGAGAGGGAAACCAGGGUUUAAGGGUGCCAAAGGUAACAUCGGUCACCUGGGAGAGACAGGAACCAUGGGAAAGAUCGGACUAAUUGGAACCACCGGACCAAAGGGCUCGCGAGGAACAAUCGGACAUGUGGGCGCUCCUGGGCGCAUGGGGCUGCAGGGUGAUCCGGGCAUAUCCGGAUAUGAGGGUCACAAGGGACCUCAAGGUCCAAUAGGACCCCCGGGACCAAAGGGUGAAAAGGGCGAACAGGGGGAUGAUGGGAAGGUUGAGGGUCCUACAGGUCCACCAGGACUCAGAGGUCCAACUGGAAAGCGAGGAGACAGGGGCGAACCGGGAGAUCCUGGAUACGUGGGUCAGCAAGGUGUUGAUGGUUUUCGAGGCAAACCUGGUGCUCCUGGACUUCCUGGUAAUCCUGGUCCACGUGGAAUACAAGGCCCCAAAGGAUCCAAAGGAGAACAGGGUCAGAAGGGUAAACAGGGUCUUCAGGGGGAACGUGGCAGCAGAGGGUCACCAGGUCUUGUUGGGUUGCCCGGCCCAAGAGGGACAGUGGGUCGAGAAGGACAGGAGGGCGUUCCUGGACUGGAUGGGCUGCCAGGCAAAGAUGGAAGCAGAGGAAUACCAGGUGAUCAGGGAGAUGAUGGCGAGUUCGGUUUGCCUGGUAAAUCUGGUGCACCUGGGAAGGUUGGCGUUAUUGGUUUACCAGGCCCACAGGGAUCAUUUGGUCCAAAGGGUGAGAGGGGCCUUCCUGGUCACCCUGGCCCUUCAGGAAAGAGAGGUUUUAAGGGAGGAAUGGGCCUUCCUGGACCUCAGGGAGACCGGGGUUCUAAGGGCCAACCAGGUGACAUCGGGGAACCCGGCUUUCCAGGGAUACUAGGAAUGUUUGGACCGAAGGGGCCUCCAGGAGACUUUGGACCGAAGGGCAUUCAAGGGCCUAAAGGGCCCCAGGGCAGCAUGGGUAGAGGGGGUUUAGCUGGACCUGUCGGUGUGAUUGGCCCUAUCGGUAGUCCAGGCACGAGAGGAGAUACUGGCAACAAAGGAGAAAUGGGUGUUCAGGGACCUCGAGGUGCUCCUGGGCCGCGUGGACUUCCUGGACUUCCGGGUCCACCGGCAAUCCCACUGGCUUUGAAACAAGAUUUCGGUCUUGGAGUGGCCCAGCCAGUUUUUAGGGAGACGAACACACAGAAAAUAGAGGGUCGGGGUCUGAUGGACAUGCCUAUGUUGGAUCAGGCUCCAGAGAUCCUGCGGACGCUCCAUUACCUGAGCUCUCUGGUCCACAGUCUGAAGAACCCGCUGGGCACACGAGAUCAUCCUGCUCGACUCUGCAAGGACCUGCACGACUGCCGGGACAUGCUUUACGAUGGCACUUAUUGGAUCGACCCAAACCUGGGCUGCUCCUCAGACUCCAUAGAAGUGACGUGCAAUUUCACCGGUGGUGGACGCACCUGCCUCAGGCCCAUCACCACAGCUAAGCUGGAGUUCAGUGUCGGACGCGUCCAGAUGAACUUCCUGCACCUGCUGAGCGCCGGAGCGGAGCAACGAAUCACUAUCCACUGCCUGAACGUGACAAUCUGGAGCCACACCCCCGCCCAGCCCCCGUCCCAGAAUGCUGUUCGGUUCCAUGCGUGGAGCGGAGAGACGCUGGAGCCGGACGUGUUAGCAGACUCCUGCUGGCAACUGAACGGGCGCUGGCAACAUGCUGACUUCCUGUUCCGGGUGUCGGACCCCACCUUACUUCCUGUCGUACGCAUAAGCAACCUACCGAAGACAACGUCCUCGUCGCGUUUUCACCUAGAAGUUGGACCUGUGUGCUUCCUAUAGUGUGUGUGAGAGAUUGUGAGAGUGUGCGCUCCUCAAACACACACCGACCUGCCCACAGCCCGCCCCCUUCAGUAUUCAGCCACUGAUUGGACUGCAGAAACAGAAAGAGGUGGUGUGGGCAGGGCUUUGGGGGACAUAGCAUUGAGACUCCUACAGUCUAAAGGAAAUCCCGCCCCUACCAGCCAUGGAUGUCUAAUCAGAUUUGAUUCCUCUAGAAAACAAGCCAAUCAUCUCGCAGGGACGAACACUCAGGACAUCCGGGGGCGGAGAAACUGCCUAGCCCUCUGUCUCUGUCUUUCUCUCUUCUUCUCUUUCUGCCUCAGCCUGUUUCUUUGGUGCUCAUUUUCUUUUGCUUGCUCCUUCAAAUUAAUAAUAAUAAUAAGUUAUUAUAAUACUUGUACUUUUAUAAUAAAAAAUCAACAGUUUAUUGAAGAGAUGAAUUAAGAUCAAUGAGAGGUAUUAUAUGUACAUAUACACUUAUUGUUUAUCUGAUCUUUUAUAUGGUAAUUUUGUCACAUGUAAAAAAAAAAAUGCUAAAGUGCAAUAGGAAAAAGAAGAAAAAAUGAUAAUUGAUUAUAUAUUAAGUGUGCGUCUCAAUAAGGAAAGUUUUUCAGGGGUGUUGUCAUUCAUUCGUGUCAUUUUAACACUCCAUCAGACAGGGAAGUGUGUGUGUUUGUGUGAAUGAGUUUUGGAAGUGACCGUCAAUGUGUGUGUGUGUGUGUGUCUGUGUGUGUGUUUAUGUGACGGAUCAGUAAACAAGUGAAGGUGCAUGUUUCUAUCAAACUUACAGACACACCUGCAGUGGCGUGCACCGGAGGAGGGGCCGGGGGGACUUGAACCCCUGCCCCUUUGAUCGCGAAAGUGAUCCCCCCCCCCACCCGAUUUCGCCCCUGCCCUCUGUGCACUCCACUGCACACCUGUGAAUAUCAACACAUGUGAUCCGCCUGAAGUGUGCCUGUCACUUUAAGUAGGUGUUUCUCAAUGAAAUGGGUGUGUCUACUUCAUAGGAGUUUAUAAGGGUGAAUCCCUGAUGAAAACAUGCCUGGGUCAUAUUUCACCCAAGAAGAAAAGGAAAGCAUAUUUUAAUAUUUGCAUUUUUACAGAAAUUUGCUUUACCGUAAUGCAUAUGGACAUAAUGCACCUUUUUGUAUUUGUAUUAUUUGCUUUGAUGAUUAUCAUUACAGAAAUGUUGAAUUGCUGAAACUUUACAGUAUUUCCGUAUUAACUUCAAAAUUUCAACUUUACAUUUUUUGACAAAGGCGUACUCUCAAGCUCAAAAUGUCAGCAGUUUAUUGCUUUCUUUUGAUUUCUGGGUAAAAUAUGACUUUGACAAAAUGUUCUUGACAGGUUUCGUGAGAUUCACUCAUGAAAGGCCCGUUCACACCAACGACGACAACGAUAAACACAUCGUUUUAAAUAUAAAAGAAUAGCGGAGUCCACACCACAGCUAUUGCGCACUAUAAUGGCACAGAGAAAAAUCACUUUCAGAACGACAGGGUUGCCAGAUUUUCAAAACAAAACCCGCCCAAUUGACCCUUCGCAAAGACCCGCCCCCCCCCUUAGUUACUGUUGCUUUGUCCGACAAGCCAUGGCGCUGUCACGCCACACAGAGGGAAAAAUACAUUGCGGAGCAAAGAGGACACUGACAACACGUCGAUACACAAGACAGAGCAGGGUACUUAUGAUAUUAAACGAAGUCCUAGCUUUCAAAUUGUGUUUAAGAAAUUUAAAAAAAAAAAAAUUAAGAAAUUUGAACAAUUAAAAACGUUUUGUGGCUCUUUAAUGUGUCGUGACAGAUUGCUGUAGCGCCUUAGCUCAAGCGGCUUAUGAACCAAUCAUCUCGUACUACUAGUUAAUUUAUAGCAUCAAAUAAACAUGAAUGAACAUCAGAAGGAAUGUUGUUUCAAAUGCGGAAAGACGUCAGUACACACCAUUUUUCAAGUUUAAGUCCACCAAGGUUAAUAUUGUAACUCCUGUCUGCUUUGUAGGACAAAAUGGCAGAUUCGGCGUUACGAUUGGUUAGAUCGCUUGUCAAUCAAACUCCCAGCGAAGGGUCAAUUGCUACUCAAAACUAUUCUAUAGUUUUGAAUAGUUCUAUACUAUUCUUGAUAAAAAAAAAUCCCGUUCCGGGGCGAAAAUACACGUUUUUGGCUGGGUUCCUCUAGUAAAAUUCGCAUUCCAGAGGCUAAAUAUCACGUUAUGUGGGGUCGCUUCAACCCUCGGACAUGAAAAACGACCCGCGGUGUAAAAGUAGCCCAAUUCCGCGGGAAAACUGCGGACUUGGCAACACUGCAUAACGAUCUUUUUUUUUUUUUUUUUUUUUUUACAGCUGAUGAACGACAAAAACAUUGACAGCCAAUCAGAAUCCAUUAUGCUUUAAGAGCGCGAGCAUUUGAAGCUGCAGACGACAUAACAGCAGCGCGCGCUUAGAAUAAACAGAACGAUAUCGUGAACGCUAAUAUAGUUAUCGUUCUUGGUGUGAACGGGCCUUAAAGGUUUGUCUCGCUAACAAUGGUGCUAAUUUGAAGCCGUUUUAAAAAGUGGAUCUUAAAGAUGUUGAUGCUUUUGUUUAGUGCCCGCGUUAUUCUGAAUUAUGAUGUUAGUGUGAAUUUUGUGUACUUUAAAGGUGCUCAGAAAAGGCAAAAUAUAUUUGCAUUAUGCGAUAAGCUUGUGCUUUCCUCUGUGGUACACAACAGUUUUGUACUUUCACCUCACUUGCUCAAACAUCAACUAAUGGCUUUUGUAAGGGAACACAUUUCCAUAGCUUUACGUUAUUAAUUGUCAUCAGAUCGUGUAUUAUCAUAUGCAAAUAAUGGUCGUAAUCUCGUGAACGAUAUGUUUGCGUUCCCUACAACAAGGAAACGGCAGUGAUGUUCUGUUCGAAGCUUUUUGUUUCUUUAUUCUUCAUGACCGUGUGUAUAAUUCUGCAGGCUUUGAUGUAUACAGUGAGUCCCUUUUGCUUAAUUUAAUGUUAUUUAAAUUUUACAAACGCGCUUUUUAACCAAAUUCUCUGUUGUGACAGAGUUUCUCUCCAGAUAACUUAAUUAUGCCAACUGCUCUUACGGUUGAUAGAUUUAUUUUAUGUGUAAAUUUGGGGUUCCAGAGAACAAUAUAUUGCUUUUUUUCGAUCUGUUUUUAUUUUUCUAUCCUGUUUAUUUUUGUCUAUAAUAAUAAUAAUAAUAAUAAUAAUCUAAAGUCGUACUGUACCAGGACUGUGUUCUAUAUUAUUUCUAAUGUUCUAAGAUGAAUUUUAAAACAUGUGAACGUUCCAUGUCAGAAGGUUGGAAUUCUGAUUACCUCAUUGCUCUGCCAUUUCUGUUUGUGAAAAAUCACCUGUCAAAUUCAAGGCUCAGUAAACUCAUCUCUGUCGGCUUCAUCAUAAUCAGGUUGUUUUUUCUCUGAACACGUCCUUCGUUUCGUUGUUCUCUGUCAGUUUUCCGUACUUGGUUACAUAUGUGGAUUCUGAAUUGGAAUUAAUGCUUACAUACCCAAUAAAAAUGUUCUUACACCAAAGUC